Messenger RNA from Prionailurus viverrinus (fishing cat), 5644 nucleotides. It is a transcript of the gene PHLDB1, whose product is annotated as pleckstrin homology like domain family B member 1. NCBI's taxonomy places the organism in Eukaryota, Metazoa, Chordata, Mammalia, Carnivora, Felidae. Bases 144 to 4421 code for a protein of 1425 amino acids. Gene Ontology annotation, cellular component: basal cortex. Gene Ontology annotation, biological process: regulation of microtubule cytoskeleton organization. The transcript has 24 exons. Gene Ontology annotation, molecular function: protein binding. The record is from RefSeq and is a predicted model, not a curated record.
GCUCCCAGCCUCAGUUUCCUUCCCGUCCCGACUCCUUCCCCUGCCGGCGGCCCUUCCUCGAAGGCGGAUGUGCGUCGGGAAAGCGAAGGCGGCGGCGGGCGGAGAGGGUCCCAGCUCGGCCCCGAAGGCCUCGGGACGCGGCCAUGCGACGCCCGGGGCGAGGCCUCGGCUGGCCCCCCGGGCCACAGGAGCUCUGGAGCCCCAGGACCAUGGACGCUCUUAAUAGGAACCAGGUGGGCCCUGGGUGCAAGACCCAAGCAAUGGUCAAGAAAGGGCCCUUGGACCUGAUUGAGACAGGCAAAGGGCUGAAGGUGCAAACGGACAAACCCCAUCUGGUGAGCCUGGGCAGUGGGCGGCUCAGCACAGCUAUCACCCUUCUGCCGCUGGAGGAAGGGAAGACCGUGAUUGGCUCUGCGGCCAGGGACAUCUCCCUGCAGGGUCCAGGCUUGGCUCCAGAGCACUGCUACAUUGAGAACCUGCGGGGCACCCUCACCCUCUACCCGUGUGGCAAUGCCUGCAGUAUCGACGGGCUCCCUGUCCGGCAGCCCACCCGGCUCACUCAGGGCUGUAUGUUGUGCCUGGGUCAGUCGACCUUCCUGCGCUUUAACCACCCGGCUGAAGCCAAGUGGAUGAAGAGUAUGAUUCCGGCAGGGGGCCGGGCCCCCGGGCCCCCCUACGGUCCUGGCUCAGAAUCGGAAAGCCUGGUGAAUGGGAACCACGCGCCACAGCCCGCGACCCGGGGCCCCUCUGCCUGCGCCAGCCACAGUUCCCUGGUGAGCUCUAUUGAGAAGGACCUGCAGGAGAUCAUGGAUUCGCUGGUGCUAGAGGAGCCCGGAGCGGCCGGCAAGAAGCCUGCCGCGACUUCCCCACUGUCGCCAAUGGCUAAUGGUGGGCGCUACUUGCUGUCCCCGCCAACCAGCCCUGGUGCCAUGUCUGUGGGCUCCAGCUACGAGAACACCUCUCCAGCCUUCUCUCCGCUCUCCUCACCAGCCAGCAGUGGGAGCUGUGCCAGCCACUCACCCAGCGGGCAGGAGCCAGCACCUUCCGUGCCGCCGCUGGUGCCUGCCCGUUCCUCUAGCUACCACCUGGCCCUGCAGCCCCCACAGUCCCGACCGGGCGGUGCCCGCUCCUCCGAGAGCCCCCGGCUGGGCCGGAAAGGGGGUCACGAGAGGCCUCCCAGCCCCGGCCUCCGAGGUCUGCUGACGGACAGCCCCGCGGCCACUGUCUUGGCGGAGGCCCGCAGAGCCACCGAGAGCCCCCGGCUGGGUGGGCAGCUGCCCGUGGUGGCCAUCAACCUGAGUGAAUACCCAGCUUCUGGUGCCCGAAGCCAGCCCACGAGCAUUCCUGGAAGCCCCAAGUUGCAGCCUCCGGUCCCUGCUCCCCGAAACAAGAUCGGCACCCUCCAGGACCGCCCCCCCAGCCCUUUCCGUGAGCUGCCAGGCACCGAGCGGGUGCUGACAACCAGCCCCUCACGCCAGCUGGUGGGCCGAACAUUUUCAGAUGGGUCAGCCACCCGCACCCUGCAGCCUCCUGAGAGUCCCCGCCUGGGCCGGCGGGGCCUGGACAGCAUGCGGGAACUCCCUCCGUUGAGCCCGUCUCUGUCGCGACGGGCUCUCUCCCCCAUGCCCACCAGGACUACGCCAGAUCCCAAGCUAACCAGGGAAGUGGUGGAGAGUCCGCGGGCCCGGCGCUGGGCAGCCCACGGGGCGGCACCGGAGGACUUCUCCCUGACGCUGGGGGCACGGGGCCGUAGGACACGGAGCCCCUCACCCACGCUCGGGGAGUCACUGGCACCCCGCAAGGGCAGCUUCAGUGGCAGGCUGAGCCCAGCCUAUAGUCUGGGCUCUCUGACCGGGGCUUCGCCCCGCCAGAGCCCCCAUGCCCAGAGGAAGCUGUCCAGUGGGGACUUGCGGGUGCCUGUCACUCGGGAGCGGAAAAAUAGCAUCACGGAGAUCAGUGACAACGAGGACGACCUCCUGGAGUACCACCGGCGGCAGCACCAAGAACGGCUCUGGGAGCAGGAGAUGGAGAGACUGGAACGCCAGCGCCUGGAGACCAUCCUGAACCUGUGUGCCGAGUACAGCCGGGCCGACGGGGCACCCGAGGCUGGGGAGCUGCCCAGCAUCGGGGAAGCCGCCGCAGCAUUGGCGCUGGCGGGCCGGAGGCCCUCACGAGGCCUUUCAGCGGCCACCGGAGCCUCUGGGCGGGGCACCGAGGAGCCCGGGGGUGCCACCCAGCGCCUGUGGGAGUGCGUGGACCGCUCAGAUGAGGAGAAUCUCAAGGAGGAGUGCAGCAGCACUGAGAGCACCCAGCAGGAGCAUGAAGAUGCACCCAGCGCCAAGCUCCAGGGGGAGGUGCUGGCCCUGGAAGAGGAGCGGGCUCAGGUGUUGGGGCGAGUGGAGCAGCUCAAGGUCCGUGUGAAGGAGCUCGAGCAGCAGCUGCAGGAGUCCGCCCGCGAGGCUGAAAUGGAACGAGCAUUGCUGCAGGGGGAGAGGGAGGCAGAGCGGGCGUUGCUGCAGAAGGAGCAGAAGGCCGUGGACCAGCUGCAGGAAAAGUUGGUGACCUUGGAAACCGGCAUCCAGAAGGAGAGGGACAAGGAGAGGGCGGAGCUGGCCGCGGGACGGAGGCACCUGGAGGCCCGCCAGGCGCUCUACGCCGAGCUCCAGACGCAGCUCGAUAACUGCCCCGAGUCAGUGCGGGAACAGUUACAGGAGCAGCUGAGAAGGGAGGCCGAGGCCCUGGAGACGGAGACAAAGCUGUUUGAGGACUUGGAGUUCCAGCAGCUGGAGCGGGAGAGCCGCGUGGAGGAGGAGCGUGAGCUGGCGGGCCAGGGGCUGCUCCGGAGCAAGGCCGAGCUGCUCCGGAGCAUCACCAAGAGGAAGAACAGGAACAGGCUGUCAAGAGAACUAAGCAAGAUGGUGUAUGUGAGGACAGCGUGGGCUCCGAUCCUAGAGCGCCUGGCAGUCCUGGACAGUCAGGCCGGGCAGAUCCGGGCCCAGGCCGUGCAAGAGUCCGAGCGCCUGGCGCGGGACAAGAACGCCUCCCUGCAGCUGCUGCAGAAGGAGAAGGAGAAACUCACGAUGCUGGAAAGAAGGUACCACUCACUCACGGGAGGCAGGCCUUUCCCGAAGACCACGUCGACCCUCAAAGAGGUUUACCGCUCCAAGAUGGAUGGUGAGGCCACCAGCCCCCUGCCCCGGACCCGCAGCGGCCCCCUCCCCUCUUCCUCUGGCUCUUCUUCCUCCUCCUCCCAGCUCAGCGUGGCUACCCUGGGCCGUAGCCCCUCCCCAAAGAGUGUCCUCCUUGCCCAGAAUGGCACGAGCAGCCUUCCUCGCAACCUGGCGGCCACGCUGCAGGACAUUGAGACCAAGCGCCAGCUGGCCCUGCAGCAGAAGGGCGAGUCGCUUCCUGCCGAGCCCCCCCCAACCGACGACCCAGCAGGGCAGCAGGUGAUCGAGGAGCAGCGGCGGCGCCUGGCCGAGCUGAAGCAGAAGGCUGCGGCCGAGGCGCAGUGCCAGUGGGAUGCCCUGCACGGGGCGGCCCCCUUCCCGCCCGGCCCCUCGGGCUUCCCCCCGCUCAUGCACCACUCCAUCCUGCACCACCUGCCGGCCGGCCGAGAGCGCGGGGAGGACGGCGAGCACGCCUACGACACCCUGAGCCUGGAGAGCUCCGACAGCAUGGAGACCAGCAUCUCCACGGGCGGCACCUCGGCCUGCUCCCCGGACACCGUGUCCAGCGUGAGCGGCCUGGACGUGGGGAAGAUCGAGGAGAUGGAGAAGAUGCUGAAAGAAGCGCACGCGGAGAAGAGCCGCCUCAUGGAGUCGAGGGAGCGGGAGCUGGAGCUCCGGAGGCAGGCCCUGGAGGAGGAGCGGAGGCGGCGGGAGCAGGUGGAACGGAGGCUGCAGAGCGAGAGCGCCAGGAGGCAGCAGCUGGUGGAGAAGGAGGUCAAGAUGCGGGAGAAACAGUUCUCCCAGGCACGACCCCUGACUCGCUACCUGCCAAUCCGGAAGGAGGACUUUGAUCUGAAGACCCACAUUGAGUCGUCGGGCCACGGUGUCGAUACCUGCCUGCACGUGGUGCUCAGCAGCAAGGUCUGCCGCGGCUACUUGGUCAAGAUGGGGGGCAAGAUUAAGUCGUGGAAGAAGCGCUGGUUUGUCUUCGACCGGCUCAAGCGCACCCUUUCCUAUUAUGUGGACAAGCAUGAGACGAAGCUGAAGGGGGUCAUCUACUUCCAGGCCAUCGAGGAGGUCUACUAUGACCACCUGCGCAGUGCGGCCAAGAGCCCGAACCCAGCCCUCACCUUCUGUGUGAAGACCCAUGACCGGCUCUACUACAUGGUGGCCCCAUCUGCCGAGGCCAUGCGCAUCUGGAUGGAUGUCAUCGUGACCGGAGCUGAGGGCUACACUCAAUUCAUGAACUGACCAGUGUGGACCUCCUGGACCCUCGGGCCAGCCCACCUGCUGCUCCGCCCUGGAGACAGAGGUGCACACCGGGCCACACAGGAGUGCCCCCCCAGAGGCCUGGAAGGGCGGAGCGUGCCUGGGGCUGUUGUAGGUGACUUUGUACUGUUCUACGGUGUAAGGAGCUCAUCCUGUGAAUUUCUGGGCUCAGGCCCCCUGAAGAACCAGCCAGCAGAUGAAAAGUGGGGAGGCUCCCGGGAGCCCAGAAUCUGCAGUAACCUUGGAGGGCCCGGCCCCAGGCCUGAGGAGCCGUCACAAGAGGGGGCCUCAAGCUCUGACCUGGCACCUGCACUCCCCAGCCUGUGUUCUCUUUUGCAAAAGGACAAAUUAUGGUACCAGAAUCUGCCAAAGAUCCCUUCUUGCCUCAGCCCCCUUUGCGGGGGCCUUGGGGGCUGAGGAGAACCACAUCAAGAGUGGGGUAACAGCUCAGGCGGUGUACUUCUCCAACCCCGCUCUACCCUGUUCUCCCCUGUCUUUGUUCAAGGGCCAGGGACCUCCAGUGCCAUCCUUGAGGUCCUAACCUCAUCCCCUUUUUGCAGACCCCCAACCACGAUCUCCACAGUGACUGCUUCAUCGCCAUGGUCAUACACUCGUUGCCGUGGCUCCGCCCAUGCUGCAGCCAUGGGCCCAUCCGAGGGUACAAGGGUACGUACUGCGACCUCUCCAGCCCAGGACCUUGUGCAUCUCGUGCCGGGGGAAGGGACCAAGCACCCGCUCCCUGCCCCCUAUGUCUCCAGGCCCUGGUGCACAGCCGGCCGCCCCCUAGUCCAGACCUCUCCCUUGCACUCGUGCCUUGCUUAGAGCCAGAAGGGACGAAGCUUGGACAUCCAGAGACUGGAGGAAGGAAGCAGAUGGGAGAGGCAGCUAGACUGGGGUCUACAGAACUGGCUGGGUUUCUAACAGGGAUGGAGGGCCGCUCAGACGCCCGCUGGGGGAAACCUGAGCAGGAGCCGAGGGGGAGGACCCUGGGGGCUGGCUGCCCUCCCUUCCGCCUCAGAAGGAUGACAGAAAUGGAGAGCAGAGGACCAGGCCCCCAGCUGUCUGGCCUCAGCCCUUCACGCCUUAACACUAAGCCCACAACCCUGCUCCUCUGCCCAACACUGGGCCAUGGUUGCCCGGCCUGGGCUGGGCGAUUUUCAGUAUUUGUAAGCAUCUCAACAGAACAAUAAAGCAUUUGGAGUAUG